Oppiella nova is the source of this 546-nucleotide messenger RNA. Lineage: Eukaryota; Metazoa; Arthropoda; Arachnida; Sarcoptiformes; Oppiidae. The record is from the annotation of a GenBank genome assembly.
UGUCAUUACAAUUUUAUCCGAAAAAUGGCCUCAUCUUUCAGUUGGGAUUGGGGACCGGCGUUUCCAACGGAAGGCAUUUGGAAACCCAUUGGAAUCGAAGCCUUCGAUAAACUCGUGAUUAGAGACAUAACAGUCGAGACAACUCCUAACCAGAGAAACAACUCUUUCUGGGAUUUAACGGUUCAUAUAAAGAUGGAGUCGGCGCCCAAUCAAGAGUUUGAGGGCAUAUUUGACAUCAAAUUAGAUAAUAAUGUUAUUAUAAACAAAGAUAAACUUAAAUUUAAAACUGAUGGGCAGGGAUAUGCUGGCGUGGCCUUUAUAAUCCUUCUCCGUAACAUCAAAAUCACGCCCUGGUAUCCAAAUGGAGUGGCAGACAAUACACAGAAGUUGUAUGAUCUGAAUGUCGAGCUAUCGUUUGCCGACAGUAAGGAGGUUUCGACACAAACCAAGAAAAUUGGUUUCCGAACCAUAAAACUGAUCCAAAAUCCAGUCAAACCGGAAGGCCUUACCUUUUACUUUGAGGUGAACUCCAAGCCCUUCUUCGCG